Messenger RNA from Daucus carota subsp. sativus, 737 nucleotides. RefSeq names its product calvin cycle protein CP12-3, chloroplastic. Gene Ontology annotation, biological process: negative regulation of reductive pentose-phosphate cycle. The coding region runs from base 90 to 446 and encodes 118 amino acids. The record is from RefSeq and is a predicted model, not a curated record. The transcript has a single exon. Gene Ontology annotation, cellular component: chloroplast. Lineage: Eukaryota; Viridiplantae; Streptophyta; Magnoliopsida; Apiales; Apiaceae.
CAUUAAACCGCGCUAAGCUUUCACUAUCCUUCUCGUCUCUUCUAAACUCAACCCAAAAUACACAUUUUUCCAAAUCAAACCUUAUCGCCAUGGCAACAACCAACCUAACCGCCCCGCCGAAAAUCUCUCCGCCGCGGCUUCCUCUCCGGCGAUCACCGGCCUCGAAGAGCGCGACAAUGAUGAUGGCAAAAGGAGCGGCGAAAUACAAAGGCACGAAGAUGAGAGCAAAGAAGCUAACGGAUAUGAUCGAGGCGAAAGUGAUGGAAGCGAAGCAAGUUUGUGAAGGUGAUCGAAGAUCGAGCGAGUGUAGAGUUGCGUGGGAUGAGGUUGAAGAAGUGAGCCAAGCGAUGGCUGAUCUUCGCCGGAAGCUUGCGAAACACGAGGAUCCGCUCGAGUUUUUUUGCUCGGAGAAUCCUGAUAUUGAUGAUUGUGUUGUUGAUUACUAGUGUGUGUGUGUGCAGGGUUAGAUUGUUUAUGUUCAUCAGUUUAGAUCGUACCGUUUUAUUUACCGUGACUCGAUUCUCGCUCAUCCCGAAAUUUAUAUGUACUAAAAUUUCGCUGAUCGAUUCUCGCUAUCGCUCAUUCCGAAAUUUAGUACACAAAUUUAUAUGUACUCGUGUGUAUUUGUACAAGUCCAAUUAUUCAAAUUAACGGGGGUGUAUUCGAUUGGGAUUUUAAUGCAUUGUUUUUAGUCUAUGGAUUUUAAUGGAUUGUAUGAGAUUUUGAUUUUGUGCGAA